Molecule: messenger RNA, 2192 nt
Organism: Selaginella moellendorffii
Lineage: Eukaryota; Viridiplantae; Streptophyta; Lycopodiopsida; Selaginellales; Selaginellaceae
Product: pentatricopeptide repeat-containing protein At4g02750-like
Exons: 1
Coding region: 65-2122 (685 amino acids)
Biological process (GO): RNA modification
Molecular function (GO): protein binding; RNA binding
Source: RefSeq, a predicted model, not a curated record
UGAAGAAAAUCACAUAUCAUCAUAUAACGGUCUGGAACGUUUGGCGCGAAGUAAACAUGGUUUGAUGGAUAGAUACGAAUGCCUCAGGCUCAUCGAUUCAUGUAGAACACUAUCUAGGGCACGAGAGAUUCACGACCGCACGCGCCCACUCUUCUCAUCCUCCUCCGAUCCCUUCCUCCAUAAUAAACUCAUCGAAAUGUAUGGCAAAUGUGGUGGUGUGAGGGAGGCCCGGCAGAUCUUUCAGGAGCUUGGCGCUGGCGGAAGGAACUCCUUUUCCUGGAUUGCGAUGAUCUUGGCGUGCUCCAGGAAUGGGCUCCUGGACGACGCCAAGCGGCUCUUUGACGCAAUGGCGGAUCAAACGCUGGUGGCGUGGAAUGCGAUGGUGUCCGCCUAUGCCCAGAACGGGCAUCUCGAUGAGGCGCGGGAGCUAUUCGAUCGAAUGCCACUCUUGGAGCUAGUCUCCUGGAACGCGAUGCUAACGGCAUAUGCCCAGGUCGGGCAUCUCGAGGGUGCGCGAGGAAUCUUUAACGCAAUGCCAGAGGUGAAUAUGCUCUCCUGGUCCGCGAUGCUCACGGCAUAUGCUCAAUGCGGGCAUCUUAACGAGGUUAGGCAAGUCUUUGAGCAAAUGCCACAGAGGAAUCUUGUCACAUGGACGGCUUUAGUAACGGCAUAUGCUCAAAAGGGGGAUCUUGAGAAAGCCAAGUACUACUUUGAUCAAAUGCCUGAGAGGAAUCUUUUGUCGUGGACCGCGAUGCUUGGAGCAUAUGCCCAGAACGGGCAUUUGGAGGAAUCAAGACGAAUGUUUACAGAGAUGCCGUACCAGGAUCUUUUGUCAUGGACGGCGAUGCUGUCCGCGUACGGACAGAAUGGUCGCCUUGAUGAAGCAAAAGCGAUGUUCAGUCGCAUCCCACAGCAGGAUCUCGUCUCGUGGACGGCGAUGCUCAGCGCAUAUUCCCAAAACGGGCAUCUUGACGAGGCAAAGCGGAUGUUCGACGGAAUGCCACGGAGAAAUCUUCUCUCCUGGACGGCGCUGCUCACUGGCUUUGCUCAACACGGCCGGGUUGACGCAGCCAAGAUCCUGUUUCACCAAGUGCCGCAGCAGAAUCUCGAGGUCUGGAACGCGAUGAUGUCGUGCUACGUGUUGAAUGGUCUCACCAUCAACGCCAAGAAGAUGUUUCUCUCGAUGCCUCACAGGGACUUAGCCUCUUUCAACACAGUCCUCGCGGGGUUGAGCCAAACCGGCCAGCUCGAGUCGGCUAAAUGCCUCUUUGAGGAGAUGCCACAGAAGGAUUUGUUCUCGUGGACUUCCAUGCUAGCAGCGUAUGCCCAAUGCGGCCACCUCGAAGAAACAAAAACUAUACUCAACUCUAUGCCGCAGCAAAACAUGGUUGCGUUAACGAUAAUGCUUUUCGCAUAUGCCCAAGACGGGCAUCUCAACGAAGCAAAGUCAGUUUUUGAUAGCUUGCCGGAACAAAACUUGGUGUCCGGCAAUGCCAUGCUAGCAGCAUAUACCAGGAACGGGCAUAUCCAAAUGGCUAGGAAUCUUCUCAAUAUCAUGCCUGAGCUUGACAUCGUUUCGUGGAGCACUCUUCUUCAUGCGUAUGCUCAUAGGGGAGAUUACCACGACGCUAAAGAAGUGUUUGACAGCUUAAAGUCCCUCCACCAGCCGGAUGAAUCUUCUUUCGUGUCGAUCAUCAUCGCUUGCAGCCAUGCCGGCAAAGUUUACGAUGGAAGGUGCUGCUUUGUUUCGAUGAAGCUCGACUUUGGUCUCGAGACCACCAAGCAGCAUUUCUUCUGCGUUCUGGAUCUUCUGGGACGGUCCGGGUACCUGCACGAGGCGGAGGAGCUCGUCUUUACGAUGCCGUUUGUUCCGAAUAUCUUGGACUGGACGUGCUUGCUCGGGUCGUGCAAGAGUCACAAGGACGUCGAGAGGGGAGCUCGGCUCGCACAGUGUGUCCUUGAGUUGCAUCCUGGCGAUCCAUCGCUCUACGUUGUGCUUGCGAACAUGUGUUCGACUGAUGAUGCCGAUCUUAAUUCAGCAGCUCGUGUUGGAUCGUGGAGAAAGCAUCUGAUCAAACUGCGAGAUCAAACGAGAGUGAGAGAGCUAUCGCUGAUCAAGUAAGAACCUCUGUACCUGGAUUUCUUACAGCAGGCCCGGUCCAGCAUUCUAUAAGACAGAACUCGCAUUAAAA